Durusdinium trenchii is the source of this 1367-nucleotide messenger RNA. The record is from the annotation of a GenBank genome assembly. NCBI's taxonomy places the organism in Eukaryota, Dinophyceae, Suessiales, Symbiodiniaceae.
CAUAGCGCCUACUUUCCACCCUUGCCUGUCGUUUGCGACGGCAUUUCUCCGAUGUUGAGCAUGUGGCAAUUGAGUUUGCUCCUGGUGUCCUUGGCUGCUGCUGGGGAGGUGGACCCCAAGCAUGCGACCAAGAUCAAGGUCUACCAUGUUCAUGCGGCCAAUGUGAGCAACAUCCCCAUUGACAUGGACACAGGCGAUGCACCAGGAGAUUUGUUCUUCCUUUUGGACGAGUUCCUGUUGCCUCUGCAGUGUGCGGAUCCCACGUACUUUUACGAUAAGUUCGAGUGCCUCAAUCCGGAGCAUCGCUCAAAGGGGCUGGUGGCCACUGAACUUGAGCUGGAGGUUGACGCUCGCUUCACUAACUAUUCUGGCUGCAACUUCUGCACGGGGACGGAUCCUUUCACUCACAAGCCUUGUGAAGCUGGGACCUAUGUUUGUGACUGCAUGAAUUUCUUGAAUCCCAAAGGAUGUGAUCGGCGCCUCGUGGGUAUGGAGACGGUUGUAAAGGAGUUUGUUCAUGAUGUCACCGACCAGUGCAAAGAGACCCUUGAGGAUGUGUGCGGCCAUGUGCGUUAUUCCAAAUGGUGUCCACUCUGCUUGGCGAGGCAUCAGAAGCUGCUGAACCAGAGCACUUGCUCCGCCGAGGCCACGGCGUACUGCCCCGGCAUUGGAUUUCCACUCUGCGCGUCAGAUUCCAAGAAUUUCGACUGUUGGCACAUGAACAUCGCCCGGAAGACUCAAGGACUCUGGUUCUCCACCUUCCGUGAGGGCUAUUGCGACGACACCGAGAAGCCAUGCAGUUGGAAGGUGCUCGCCAGCCGCACAAUCCAGGAGGACUGUAUCAAGACGCGCUUGGUCGAGACGGUGGAGGACGAGGGGUCUCGCUGUUUCGAGCAGUGUGGAACCAGGAACCAGUCCUCUCCUUGCUGGGUUGGCUGCUUUUUUACGACGGUCUUAGGGCCGGAGGCGCACAACUCCACCAGGGUGACCGGCAUGCCGUUGGAAAAGCUCACGGAUGCCUGGACUGGAUCUUUCCAGGUGUGCCCACCGGCAUCCCUGGAGAAUCAACUCCCCAGCACGGUGGGUCAGAUUGUGGUUUGAUCUGAACGAACAGAGCCGAGCCCCCGCGGGGUGCGAGUUCGUUCGGCCAGUGUGGCGCCUCAGCCUCAAGAUUGUGAACCAGAAUGCCAACAGUUUGGGCAAACCUCGCAUGUUUGAACGACUUGGUAGAUUUCACCAUGUUUGGAACCGAAACACUUGUCAAACAUGUAACUACUGUAACAUGUUUGUUACUUUGUAAAUUGGAGUUGUGACGCCGUCAACACUUAUUGUACAAUCAGACACUGUUCCGGGUGGAGGGUCUGUGU